AUGCCCUGGAACACUCAGGCAGACACCAACGCAUCCACGCUGGGAAAUGGGCCCUAUGAGUUUGGGGAAUGUGAGAAGAGUUUCAGGCAGAAGUCCCACUUGAUCCACCACCAGAGGAUCCACACUGGGGAAAGGCCAUACAGAUGUGGGGAAUGCCUUACAAGUGUCCCCAGUGGGAAGAGCUUCACCCACAGCUCUCACUUGACCAAACACCAACAGAGGCACCAGUAA
Messenger RNA from Melozone crissalis (California towhee), 231 nucleotides. RefSeq names its product zinc finger protein 22-like. The coding region runs from base 1 to 231 and encodes 76 amino acids. NCBI's taxonomy places the organism in Eukaryota, Metazoa, Chordata, Aves, Passeriformes, Passerellidae. Gene Ontology annotation, biological process: regulation of transcription by RNA polymerase II. The record is from RefSeq and is a predicted model, not a curated record. The transcript has 4 exons. Gene Ontology annotation, molecular function: RNA polymerase II cis-regulatory region sequence-specific DNA binding; DNA-binding transcription factor activity, RNA polymerase II-specific.